UCUCUCUCCUGUUUACAUAUAUGCACAUGAAUUUGGCCAAGCCUAUAACUCGCUUACUCUCUCUCUAGAAGUGACUUGCGGUUGACGAUCUCUCUAGGAUUCUAGAGGUUAUUACCAGUUGGUUUGUGUUGAAUUCUGUUGAGGGCACCUCUUACACACUGAUUCCUUCAUCUUCUCUCGGUGUCAGCCAUGGCUGCUACUCUACCUGCUUGGUUUCUCGCUCUUCUCUUUUGUUGUAUUCUCUCUCGAGGUUACGAUUUUAAUCCUUAUGAAGAAUGCGCUCCUGUCAAUUGCUCGGGCAUCAAUAUACACUUCCCAUUCUCUGCUGCUUCCAGUCCAGAGCUAUGUGGACUCUUCAAAAUUGAUUGUGGAGGGUUAAGCUCCCCAACCACUAUCAAAUUCCUGGACAAAUCGUAUGAUGUUAAGAACAUAUCCUACCCUGAGCGCACUAUCAAUAUCACUGCUCCCUUAUCUGAUUUCUUUGACAAUGGGAAAUGUAAUUAUUUCCUUCACAAAAUUACCCUUCCAGACCACAUCGAGGGUUUCCAUCUUCUUUCCUCCUAUGUUAAUAUCAGCAUCUUCUACAAUUGUGAUACUCACUCUUCCUUCAAUAACCAAGAAACCAUUUGGGCCUUUAAAGGGUGCGAGAAGAACCAGGAGAUUUAUUACACUGAUAAACAAGAAAUAGUAAAUAAUUUAACUCCUCCAUCUGCUUGUUCUUGGAUUCAGUAUCCUGUGCUAGAAUCCAGUCUUAAGGCUAUGAAACAUGUCAAUAGAUCCUGGACCCUUCUGGAGCUUUUAAAGGAGGGUAUUGCCCUUCAAUGGGAGCAAUUUCCUUCAGAGUGCUCAAAUUGCACUAGUUCUGGUGGCCGCUGUGCGUUGAAUGCCACUGAUAGAAGGACGACUGCUUGUUACUGCAAGGAUGGGGAAGCUUGUGACAGCGGUAUUUUAAUUACAAUUACAAUGGGAGCAAUACUUAUAACAAUAGCAAUUAUUAUGAUGUCCAAAGGAAUAAUUAAAAUGUCCAAAGGAGUAGAGGGCCAGAAUGUUGAGGAGUUCCUUAGGAAUUAUGAAAAUGAAAUGCCCACAAGAUACUCAUACAAGGAUAUCAAAAAAAUGACCAACAACUUCAGGGAAAAGUUAGGUCAAGGAGGGUUUGGAACUGUAUACAAAGGUAAGCUCAUUGACGGGCGCCUCAUUGCGGUAAAGGUGCUAGCAGAGCCAAAGGGUAGUGGUGAAGAAUUUAUUAAUGAAGUUGCAACCAUUGGCCGUAUACACCACAUAAAUGUGGUUCGCCUUCUUGGUUUCUGUGCUGAUGGUUGGAAAAAAGCUCUUAUAUAUGACUUCAUGCCCAAUGGCUCUCUCGAAAGAUUCAUUUUCUUUGACAAACCGCGAAGCCAUUGCCUCCAUUGGGAAACACUGUAUAAAGUAGCACUUGGUACGAGUCGUGGGCUCGAAUAUUUGCACCGUGGUUGUGAAACUCGCAUACUCCAUCUCGAUAUCAAGCCUCAUAACAUUUUGUUGGAUGAAGACUUUUGCCCCAAGAUUUCUGAUUUUGGUCUCGCAAAGCUAUACUCCAAUAAACAAAGUGUAAUAUCACUAACUGGUGCUCGAGGAACGAUUGGUUACAUGGCUCCUGAAGUAUAUUCAAGAUCAUUUGGGGUUGUUUCACAUAAAUCCGAUGUGUAUAGCUUUGGAAUGUUGCUCUUGGAAAUGGUUGGUGGGAGAAAAAAUUUUGAUCAACAAGCUAAUUCUAGUGAAGUAUACUUUCCAGAUUGGGUGUAUUCUCGCCUUGAAUGUGGAGGAGAUCUUGAAGUGGGAGAUAUCAAAGGAGAGGAAAAAGAAAUGGCAAAAAGGAUGAUGGUAGUUGGUCUUUGGUGCAUACAAAUCAACCCAACGGACCGUCCAAGUAUAACCAAGGUGGUUGAAAUGCUUGAUGGUAACUCGCAAACUUUAGUUUUGCCUCCUAAGCCUUCAUUCUCUUCUCCAAAGAAGAGAUCUUCCCUCGAGUCAGAUUCUGGCCAUACAGAAAUGUCCAUAUUGUGAUAAAGGCGUAAUAAUCCUUGGAGGUAUAAACCUUUUUUCUAGGAGAGAGAGAUUUGAAAUUUUGAAUUACAUAAAAUCUUGUCAUUAUUUCAAAUCCAACUUGUAAUUGACCACGGUUUUCACAGGUGAACAAUAAUGUUAUGGGCCAACAACCACUCUCCCUCCUCUUCUACCCUAACUUUCACCAAUGCUUUCACUGAAUAAGGUGACCCGUUGGUUAAAUAUUAAUUUGUAGAGUUUUCCUAAUCUUUUAGUUUAAAUAAAGCUUUCUAUUUUUGUUUUCUUUUAUAGCUUAUUUUUCUGUUCAUUAUGGAGCAUGGUGGUGAGCCUCCUUGGAUUUCAAAGCAACUAAUACUAUUAUCCUUUUAUUAGGAAAUGAUCAAUGCAUCAUUGCCCUUUUAUUAGCAAUAUUUAUUUUAAGGAGAAGUAUGAAAAGAGACCAUUUACUUUUAAUACAAGGAGAUCAUAAA
Messenger RNA from Amborella trichopoda, 2516 nucleotides. The record is from RefSeq and is a predicted model, not a curated record. NCBI's taxonomy places the organism in Eukaryota, Viridiplantae, Streptophyta, Magnoliopsida, Amborellales, Amborellaceae.